AUGAGGUCACGUCAACACUGUUUUAUUUACCCGCACACGGUCAACAAAAGUCUGCCGUGUCCGUGUAAAAUAAACCAAUCUGACAACAAUGUUCACAACAAAGGUCUGCCGUGUCCGUGUAAAAUAAACCAAUCUGACAACAAUGUUCACAACAAAGGUCUGCCGUGUCCGUGUAAAAUAAACCAAUCUGACAACAAUGUUGGCGACAAAGGUCUGCCGUGUCCGUGUAAAAUAAACCAAUCUGACAACAAUGUUCACAACAAAAGUCUGCCGUGUCCGUGUAAAAUAAACCAAUCUGACAACAAUGUUCACAACAAAGGUCUGCCGUGUCCGUGUAAAAUAAACCAAUCUGACAACAAUGUUCACAACAAAGGUCUGCCGUGUCCGUGUAAAAUAAACCAAUGUGACAACAAUGUUCACAACAAAGGUCUGCCGUGUCCGUGUAAAAUAAACCAAUGUGACAACAAUGUUCACAACAAAAGUCUGCCGUGUCCGUGUAAAAUAAACCAAUCUGACAACAAUGUUCACAACAAAGGUCUGCCGUGUCCGUGUAAAAUAAACCAAUCUGACAACAAUGUUCACAACAAAGGUCUGCCGUGUCCGUGUAAAAUAAACCAAUCUGACAACAAUGUUCACAACAAAGGUCUGCCGUGUCCGUGUAAAAUAAACCAAUCUGACAACAAUGUUGGCGACAAAGGUCUGCCGUGUCCGUGUAAAAUAAACCAAUCUGACAACAAUGUUCACAACAAAAGUCUGCCGUGUCCGUGUAAAAUAAACCAAUCUGACAACAAUGUUCACAACAAAGGUCUGCCGUGUCCGUGUAAAAUAAACCAAUCUGACAACAAUGUUCACAACAAAGGUCUGCCGUGUCCGUGUAAAAUAAACCAAUGUGACAACAAUGUUCACAACAAAGGUCUGCCGUGUCCGUGUAAAAUAAACCAAUGUGACAACAAUGUUCACAACAAAGGUCUGCCGUGUCCGUGUAAAAUAAACCAAUCUGACAACAAUGUUCACAACAAAGGUCUGCCGUGUCCGUGUAAAAUAAACCAAUCUGACAACAAUGUUCACAACAAAAGUCUGCCGUGUCCGUGUAAAAUAAACCAAUCUGACAACAAUGUUCACAACAAAAGUCUGCCGUGUCCGUGUAAAAUAAACCAAUCUGACAACAAUGUUCACAACAAAGGUCUGCCGUGUCCGUGUAAAAUAAACCAAUCUGACAACAAUGUUCACAACAAAGGUCUGCCGUGUCCGUGUAAAAUAAACCAAUCUGACAACAAUGUUGGCGACAAUUGUUGGCCGUGCGCGCUGGGCAUUAGCUAUUGA
Messenger RNA from Gigantopelta aegis, 1323 nucleotides. RefSeq lists its product as uncharacterized. The coding region runs from base 1 to 1323 and encodes 440 amino acids. NCBI's taxonomy places the organism in Eukaryota, Metazoa, Mollusca, Gastropoda, Neomphalida, Peltospiridae. The record is from RefSeq and is a predicted model, not a curated record. The transcript has a single exon.